UUCCCGCCUUGUGCUUCAUAAGCGCCCCGCACGAGACUCGCACGACAGAAGCAAUUCAUUUGAAGAAGACGUCGCACAGCUCCACGGAUUAACUAGGAGAAAACAUAUCAUAUUUGUCAACCAUGAAUCGGAUCAACUUCUUCACGCUGGCGAUCUGCACACUUGUGGGCUAUGUGCUAUGCACUCCAACGGGUGAGACAGACUGUCAGCGUCGUCGUCGCAAUGAGCAGAGUGCCACGGGAAACCGGACUGGUCUACUGGUCCCCGAAUGUGACGAGCACGGAAACUACAAGCCAAUACAGUGCUUCGGUGAAACCAUCCGGGGAAGACGCUUUUGCGCCUGCUACGACAAGGAGUUCGGUCAGAUCAAGGGUCCGUCGAGGAGCCUCAGGUCGUGCAACUGCGUCGUGGCAUACCAUGAGUGGGAACACACACCGGCUUCGGAGCGAGGAUCGGAACCACACUGCAACGCCACCUCUGGAGAAUACAACCCGGUGCAAUGCAACACCACUGACCACUGGUGUGUAGAAACCGACUCUGGUCGACUCCUGGGCGCAAAGAUGCAUGGUGGAUGUUCUACCGACCUGUCUAACAUCUCAUGCGGUAUCGACGGAACACACCACGGACACCAUGGCUCUCACGGUCAAUCUCCCCACGGCUCUCACAGCGAUUCGCACCACGGCACUCACGCUGACCCUCACACAGACGCAUCUCACCAAAGCUCAUCUCACGAUGGUCACAGUUCUUGAUUCUGUAGUAUCUCUGACUCCACCCCGUGGCACCUCUGGUUAUACUGCCCACAAUGAGUCAAUCCAACAGGGCUUCUAGGGUUGAUCUCACCGCAGCAGCUAUGAAAUAUAAAGCGGAAUUUCUCCUGAAACUCAUAACUGGAUCGUACAAAGUGUUUGCGGCAUACGCUUCUGAAUCAAUGAAUAAGAACAGCUCAUAAAUGCCACAAUGUAUUCAAUUAUUUGUAGAACGUGUGUUGUACGUAAUAAAACAAAAAACUAAUUUUGUCA
Messenger RNA from Rhipicephalus microplus (southern cattle tick), 1019 nucleotides. Its product is annotated as U20-hexatoxin-Hi1a. Gene Ontology annotation, biological process: cell-matrix adhesion. The record is from RefSeq and is a predicted model, not a curated record. Lineage: Eukaryota; Metazoa; Arthropoda; Arachnida; Ixodida; Ixodidae. Gene Ontology annotation, cellular component: basement membrane.